Molecule: messenger RNA, 6243 nt
Organism: Mercurialis annua (annual mercury)
Lineage: Eukaryota; Viridiplantae; Streptophyta; Magnoliopsida; Malpighiales; Euphorbiaceae
Product: callose synthase 10
Exons: 51
Coding region: 303-6008 (1901 amino acids)
Biological process (GO): (1->3)-beta-D-glucan biosynthetic process
Cellular component (GO): 1,3-beta-D-glucan synthase complex; plasma membrane
Molecular function (GO): 1,3-beta-D-glucan synthase activity
Source: RefSeq, a predicted model, not a curated record
UAAACAAAAUCACAGUUUCCCAACCAUGUACCACUACCACACAUAAUCAAUUUUUGGGGGUACAACUGUAAUUUUAUAUCGUCAUCGUCUCCGAUUCUUCUUUUUCCGCAUUUUCUUCAUUCGUUACAUUUUCCUCUCAUUUUCUUAUUGCGAAACCUCCUUUUUUGAAUCAUUUUUAUAUUGUGAUCUGAUUUUACAAAUUACUGAAUUGAAUUAUCAAACUCGGACUGAGUCAAAACAUCCUCAAUCGCAUGAUAGUUAAAUCUAGGGUUUCGAAUUGCUCUUAAUUCAGUAUUAGGAUAAUGUCUAGGGUUUACGAUAACUGGGAUAGGCUGGUGCGUGCCACCUUGAACAGAGAGCAGCUUAGAACAGCUGGUCAAGGAGGUCAUGAGAGAACUCCUAGCGGUAUUGCAGGUGCUGUUCCGCCUUCGCUUGUCCGUACCACUAAUAUUGACGCUAUCUUGCAAGCCGCCGAUGAGAUGCAAGGGGAGGACCCCAACGUCGCUAGAAUUUUAUGUGAGCAGGCAUAUUCCAUGGCACAAAACUUGGACCCAAAUAGUGAUGGUCGUGGUGUUCUCCAAUUCAAGACUGGUUUGAUGUCUGUGAUUAAGCAAAAACUUGCCAAAAGAGAUGGUGCUCAAAUAGAUCGCAGUCAUGAUGUUGAACACCUCUGGGAAUUUUAUCAACGUUACAAGAGACGGCAUAGAGUAGAUGAUAUCCAACGAGAGGAGCAAAAGUGGAGGGAAUCUGGAACUUUUACUACUGCUAAUCUUGGAGAAUUGGAACUAAGAUCUCUAGAGAUGAAAAAGGUAUUUGCUACUUUAAGGGCAUUAGUUGAGGUCAUGGAAGCUCUUAGCAAAGAUGCAGAUCCUCAUGGUGUUGGACGACUUAUUAUGGAGGAGUUACGAAGAAUUAAAAAAGUCGGGGAACUCACACCGUACAACAUUGUCCCUCUGGAAGCACCAUCAUUAACAAAUGCUAUUAGUGUUUUCCCUGAAGUUAGAGGAGCAAUAUCUUCCAUUAAAUAUGCAGAGCAUUUUCCAAGACUUCCUUCUGAUUUUGAGAUUUCUGGAGAACGGGAAGCAGAUAUGUUUGAUCUUCUGGAAUAUGUAUUUGGGUUUCAGAAAGACAACAUAAGGAACCAGCGGGAAAAUGUUAUUCUCUUAAUAUCAAAUGCACAGUCACGUCUUGGCAUACCGGUCCAGCCUGAUCCAAAAAUCGAUGAGAAGGCAGUCAAUGAAGUUUUCUUCAAAGUGCUGGAUAACUACAUCAAAUGGUGCCGAUAUUUGCGUAUUCGUCUUGUAUGGAAUAGCAUUGAAGCAAUUAAUAGGGAUAGGAAGCUCUUUCUGGUCUCACUGUACUUUCUUAUAUGGGGUGAAGCUGCAAAUGUUCGAUUUCUCCCUGAAUGCAUUUGCUAUAUAUUUCACCAUAUGGCAAAGGAGUUGGAUGCAAUAUUGGAUCAUGGGGAAGCUAAUCAUGCUGCCAGUUGCACAGCCGAUAGUGGUUCUGUGUCAUUCCUUGAGCAAAUUAUUUCUCCUAUAUAUGAAACAAUGGCUCAAGAAGCUGCAAGGAACAAUAAUGGGAAGGCUUCACAUUCAGCAUGGAGAAAUUAUGAUGACUUCAAUGAAUAUUUUUGGUCUCCUGCGUGCUUCGAAUUGAGCUGGCCUAUGAAGAAGGACUCUUCUUUUUUGUUUACGCCUAAGAAGCGGAAAAGGACCGGUAAAAGCGCUUUUGUUGAGCACCGUACAUUUCUCCACCUGUAUCGAAGUUUUCACCGACUAUGGAUCUUUUUGGCUUUGAUGUUUCAGGCUUUGACGAUUAUAGCCUUUAAUGAUGGCCGCAUCAAUUUGGAUACCUUUAAAGUAGUACUUAGCACUGGACCUUCAUUUGCCAUCAUGAAUUUUGUAGAAAGUAGUUUGGAUGUCCUGCUUAUGUUUGGGGCUUACAGUACUGCAAGAGGCAUGGCUAUUUCAAGGAUUGUUAUUAGGUUCUUCUGGUGGGGAUUGAGCUCAGGGUUUGUAACAUAUGUCUAUGUGAAGGUUUUGGAUGAAAGAAAUGAUCCGAACUCAAACUCCUUCUAUUUUCGGAUAUAUAUACUUGUGCUGGGUGUUUAUGCUGCCUUGCGCUUAGUUUUUGCGCUGUUACUCAAAUUCCCAGCUUGCCAUACUCUAUCUGAUAUUUCUGAUCAAUCAUUCUUUCAAUUUUUCAAGUGGAUUUAUCAGGAACGAUAUUUUGUUGGCCGUGGUCUGUAUGAGAAAAUGACUGAUUAUUGCAGGUACGUCUUAUUUUGGUUGGUGGUCCUGGGCUGCAAAUUCACAUUCACAUAUUUUCUCCAGAUUAGACCCCUUGUGAAACCCACUAAUACUAUCACUGGACUUCGCUUUGUGGAAUAUUCAUGGCAUGAUUUGAUAUCGAAAAAUAAUAAUCAUUUCUUGACCAUAGCCAGCCUAUGGGCUCCUGUUGUCGCUAUUUAUCUUAUGGACAUUCAUAUUUGGUACACUCUUUUAUCAGCAGUUGUCGGUGGCAUAAUGGGUGCACGGGGUCGUUUAGGCGAGAUACGCUCACUUGAAAUGGUGCAUAAACGUUUUGAGAGCUUUCCAGAGGCAUUUGUGAAAAAUCUUGUCUCUCCUCAUGUGAAAAGGAUGCCAUUCAGCAGACAGGCAUCUCAGGAAUCGGAAGAUACAAAUAAAGAGUAUGCUGCAAUAUUUGCUCCUUUCUGGAAUGAGAUAAUCAAAAGCUUACGCGAGGAAGAUUUCAUUAGUAAUAGGGAGAUGGACCUACUUUCUGUUCCUAGCAAUACAGGAAGUCUAAAAUUAGUUCAGUGGCCUUUGUUUCUUUUGAGUAGUAAGAUCUUGUUAGCGGUUGAUUUGGCUUUGGAUUGCAAGGAUACCCAAGCAGAUCUUUGGAAUAGAAUAUGCAGGGAUGAAUAUAUGGCGUAUGCAGUUCAAGAGUGCUACUACAGUGUUGAGAAAAUUUUACACUCCUUGGUCAAUGGUGAAGGGAGACUCUGGGUUGAAAGGAUCUUUCGUGAGAUAAACAACAGCGUAUUGGAGGGUUCACUUGUUGUAACUUUGUCACUUAAGAAGCUUCCUCUUGUCGUGCAAAGAUUUACUGCCCUAACUGGACUUUUGAUACGUGACCAGCCUGAACUAGCUAAAGGUGCUGCAAAUGCUUUGUAUCAGCUCUAUGAAGUUGUGACUCAUGAUCUUCUGUCAUCUGAUCUAAGAGAGCAGCUUGAUACAUGGAAUAUUUUAGCUAGGGCAAGAAAUGAAGGGAGACUGUUUUCUACAAUAGAAUGGCCAAGGGAUCCAGAAAUUAAAGAGCAGGUGAAACGGUUGCAUCUUCUUCUUACUGUAAAAGACACUGCAUCCAAUAUUCCAAAGAAUCUUGAAGCUAGAAGAAGAUUGCAGUUUUUCACAAAUUCACUAUUCAUGGAUAUGCCUCCAGCGAAACCAGUUUCUGAAAUCAUACCUUUUAGUGUCUUUACCCCAUACUACAGUGAGACCGUACUUUAUAGCUACUCUGAGUUGCGAGAUGAAAAUGAAGAUGGGAUAUCAACUCUUUUUUAUCUUCAGAAAAUUUUCCCUGAUGAAUGGGAAAAUUUUUUGGAACGGAUUGGUAGAGGAGAGUCUUCUGGGGAUGCUGAUUUUCAGAAAAAUUCUAGUGAUACAUUAGAGCUUCGUUUUUGGACAUCCUAUCGUGGACAGACUCUUGCCCGAACAAUUCGUGGUAUGAUGUAUUAUAGAAGGGCUUUGAUGCUGCAGAGUUUUCUGGAAAGGAGAUCAUUAGGAGUGGAUGAUCGUUCUGAAUCAGGCUUCUUCACCACUCAAGGAUUUGAAUUAUCACGUGAGUCAAGGGCACAAGCUGACUUGAAGUUCACUUAUGUUGUGUCAUGCCAAAUUUAUGGGCAACAAAAGCAUCGGAAAGAUAAAGAGGCUGCUGAUAUUGCUCUUUUGUUGCAACGAAAUGAAGCGCUUCGAGUUGCUUACAUACAUGUGGAGGAGAUUGGUGCUGCUGAUGGAAAGAUUUCUAAGGAGUUUUACUCCAAGCUUGUUAAAGCUGAUAUACAUGGAAAAGAUCAGGAAAUUUAUUCAAUCAAACUUCCUGGAGACCCGAAGCUUGGAGAAGGGAAGCCUGAGAAUCAAAACCAUUCUAUCAUUUUUACACGUGGAGAAGCGAUUCAAACUAUUGACAUGAAUCAGGACAACUAUCUUGAAGAGGCAAUGAAAAUGAGAAAUCUUCUUGAGGAAUUUCAUGCAAAACAUGGGAUACGACCUCCCACCAUUCUCGGUGUGAGAGAGCAUGUAUUUACAGGAAGUGUCUCUUCUUUAGCCUGGUUCAUGUCCAAUCAAGAGACGAGUUUUGUAACCUUAGGUCAACGCGUCUUGGCAAGUCCUCUCAAAGUUCGAAUGCACUAUGGCCAUCCAGAUGUUUUUGAUCGAAUAUUUCAUAUAACCCGUGGUGGGAUUAGCAAGGCGUCUCGUAUUAUUAACAUUAGUGAAGAUAUAUUUGCAGGGUUCAACUCCACUUUAAGACACGGGAAUAUCACUCACCAUGAAUACAUUCAGGUUGGAAAGGGAAGAGAUGUUGGAUUGAACCAGAUCGCUCUUUUUGAAGGGAAAGUGGCUGGAGGAAAUGGAGAGCAAGUCCUAAGCAGGGAUGUAUAUAGGAUUGGACAACUUUUUGACUUCUUCAGAAUGCUCUCUUUCUACUUCACAACUGUUGGGUUUUACGUAUGCACAAUGAUGACUGUCCUCACAGUUUACAUUUUUCUAUACGGGAGGAUUUACCUGGCUUUCUCCGGACUUGAUAGUGCAAUUGCAAUCCAAGCAAAAUUGUCGGGUAAUACAGCUUUGGAUGCUGUUUUGAACACACAAUUCUUGGUCCAGAUUGGAGUUUUUACUGCGGUCCCGAUGGUAAUGGGUUUUAUCCUUGAAAUGGGAUUGCUUAAGGCUGUUUUUAGCUUUAUCACAAUGCAAUUUCAGUUGUGUUCCGUGUUCUUUACAUUUUCUUUGGGAACUAGGACUCAUUACUUUGGGCGCACUAUCCUCCAUGGUGGUGCAAAGUACAGAGCAACUGGUAGGGGAUUUGUGGUCCGUCACAUCAAAUUUGCUGAUAAUUACAGACUUUACUCUAGAAGUCAUUUUGUUAAAGCGCUUGAAGUAGCACUGCUUCUCAUAGUUUACAUUGCCUAUGGGUACACAGAUGGCGGUGCCGUGUCUUUUGUUUUAUUGACACUUAGCAGCUGGUUCCUUGUCAUCUCAUGGCUUUUUGCUCCAUACAUAUUCAAUCCCUCAGGAUUUGAAUGGCAGAAGACGGUCGAAGAUUUUGAUGAUUGGACCUGCUGGCUUCUGUAUAAAGGUGGGGUUGGUAUAAAAGGAGAUGAUAGCUGGGAAUCGUGGUGGAACGAAGAGCAGAUGCAUAUCCAAACUUUGAGAGGUCGCAUAUUGGAAACUAUAUUAAGCCUGCGAUUCUUCGUGUUUCAGUAUGGCGUUGUUUACAAACUCAAUCUCACAGGAAAGGACACAUCUCUCGCGAUUUAUGGCUUUUCCUGGAUUGUAUUGAUUGCUAUCGUCAUGAUUUUUAAGAUAUUUACCUACAGCCCUAAGAAAUCGACCAACUUGCAGCUGUUCAUACGAUUCGUGCAAGGAGUCUCGUCCAUAGCACUAGUUGCUGCACUUUGUCUUGUUGUUGCUUUCACUGAUCUGUCAAUCACAGAUCUAUUUGCUAGCAUCCUGGCAUUUAUCCCUACGGGAUGGGCCAUAAUAUGCUUAGCAAUCACUUGGAAGAAGGUUGUUUGGAGUUUAGGUUUGUGGGAUUCAGUGCGGGAAUUUGCGAGAAUGUAUGACGCCGGGAUGGGUAUGAUUAUUUUUGCCCCAAUAGCUUUCUUGUCAUGGUUCCCGUUCAUCUCUACGUUUCAGUCUCGCCUUCUAUUUAACCAAGCAUUCAGCCGUGGGCUGGAGAUCUCUCUUAUCCUUGCGGGAAACAAAGCUAAUGUUGACGUCUGAUCAUUACCUCUUAGCUUCUGUAUACCAUUAAUUGAUUUUGGCUGAAACGUAGUAGUUGUGUGUGCGUUCUCAUUAUUAUUUUUGAUAGGAUAACUUAGCUGUAUAGAUUGUACGAAGCAUAAAUGUAGUUGUACAUUAGAAGUUCAUUUAGUAUGGCAAGGCCAGCUUAUGUAUUGUAUUAUUUUGUUUACCUGAGAUUUAUGAUAGCGAUGAGUUGGGUGGCUCUGUUGAAGUA